UUCAUGAACAAUUGGCAGUGGGGGUGAUUAUUUUUCAUCGUUUCAUUCUUCAAAUGACUUUUAGUUAUUGAAUUUACAUUUCUAGACCGUUCAGUGCAGUUAUGCAGUUUAAAAGUAAAUUAAAUAUGGCAUUUGUUAUAUCUGUUUCGAUAACAACCAUUUUCUGCAGUGCUAAAUUUCGAAUUACAAAAUGGAAUAUGUGUCCCCCAGAAGAAAGUAAAUUCCUGACGCUAGUGAAAAUUUCUCUUGACGUGUGUGUUGACGAAUGUUUUAGAAGAAAGCACUGCUUUGCUGUCGGGUACAAGCGUUUGUAUACUUUAUGCGAGCUUUACACGGAUUUUACGUCAGCAUCAACUAACCGUGGUCAUUGUGUGAUUGUGAAAAAAGACGACAUUCAGAACCCGGACGAAUUACACAACAGUGUGUGUGACGAGUGGGAAGUGCUUCAAUCAAACGGAACUGGUGACACGUGUGUUCAUCAAGAGUGUAAAGAGGAAGAGAUUUUGGAAAAUGAGAGCCGUCAAGGAAAUCUGAAUGAAAUAGGCUUCAAGAGGAUUUUGUCUCGUACUCAAUGUGGCUGGAAAAAGGUCGAGGCGCAAAAAUGUUCAUCCGGUGGCAUAUGGGAAGUUACUGAAACCAAAUGGGAAAUUGGUUCUACAGUAGAGAUGUGUUCAUCAGUGGUUGCUAAAAUGACGCAGUUGUAUUGUUCACAAUUACAUGUACAAAUUUGGACCACCGAGAUGUCGCAACCUGACGCAAGAAAAUUCUGCACAGAUAUAGGCGGGAAAUUAGCCAAAGUGGACAAGGACUGGAAAUUCAAUGCUAUUCAAACACUUAUACGUGACUGUCCAGCUUUAAAUACUGGUCAAUAUUGGGUAGAUGGCUAUAAUGCUAACACUGGAAAAGAUGAUUGGAAAUUUUCUGACAAUACCUUGGUACCCAUGAACAAACAUUUCUGGAAAGACAAUGCUCCAAAUGACGGGAAUGGUAUUUCUGUUUGCUUUCGAAUGGUGCGUCACAGUACGGAUAAAUUAGGGGACCAUCGUUUCGACGAUUAUACAUGUUCGGCAAAGUUUGGCUAUAUAUGUCAACAAAAGUAACAGAUACAUUGCCAUUGAAAGCAAAUCGCAUCAAGUGCAAGUACAUUAUUGUUAGUUUCACUUUAGAAUAUUUAAUGACUGUGUGUACCAAAACAGGAUGUCAUAUUGUGUUCAUGGUGUUUUCUGUGAAUCUGUUCUUUUAAUCUCAUCUCUGUUUUCCUUGACAUUGUGAAAGUCUAAUUAUGUUAAAAUCAUGUAGUCACACUCGAAUAACACAGAGACAAUUUGUUUUAUAAAUAAAAUUGUAUGACCAUUUUACUUAUGUUGUAUUAUAAAAUGGUAUUUAUCUGGAUGUACAAGUCAAAUGUGAUGACGAGAGAUGAACAAUAUUGAACAUACAUUUGAAAUACACUGUUUCAUACUAAUAAUAUAUUAUCACGAAGCAAGAUAACAAAUAUAGUUUUUUUAAACUUAAGAGAUGUACAUAAUAACCACAAAUAUUCACCGAGUCAAACUGACUUUUAAGCUAUUUUAG
This is a messenger RNA of Ruditapes philippinarum (Manila clam), 1575 nucleotides long. RefSeq lists its product as uncharacterized. The transcript is spliced from 5 exons. The record is from RefSeq and is a predicted model, not a curated record. Lineage: Eukaryota; Metazoa; Mollusca; Bivalvia; Venerida; Veneridae. The coding region runs from base 102 to 1100 and encodes 332 amino acids.